AUGAUCUUCGAACAUUUUGUCACUCUCUGCGGUAACUCUCUAUUUGCAGAAGAAUAUAAGGGAGAUCUCGACGCGGCAUACGACUAUCUUCAACAACUUGAAGUACAAUACGACACACUUCCCGACCUAAACGAUAAAGCAGAAUACCUACGAUGCUCGUCAAUAUACGCAAUCCUAACAGGCAAUUUCGGCAAUGCAUACAAACAUCUCGAUUCCCUACAUAAGCUCCUAAAUCAAUUACCUCCAGAAUGGGGUCUCCGAUACACAAACUACAGAGUUCUAGCCGACUAUACCCGUCGCUUCCCUCCAAUGCUCCGCUUCUACCAAGAACGAGGCUGGCCCCUCAACAUCCCAAUGCUAGGCAAUAUAAUCGGGCCUAUUGAAAUUUCCCAAUCUUUCACAAAAAACGUCAAUGAGCAUUUGCCUCACGGGCUUCCCCGCGAUAAGGCACUAUGUCAUAUUUUAAAUGUCAUCUCUUGGGCUCCUACAAGUACACGACGCUUAACUCAACAAUUUCAUCCUCUUUCACCUGGUGGCCCAAAUUAUAAGCCUGAUCAAAGCCCUGCGUCGGAUAUAGAGAUCAGUGCGAAGAAUAUAUUAGCGCGUCGUGAUCUGGCACAGGCCAAUGGUGCGGAUUCUAUGGCGAAUUAUUUGAAUAGGCUCGUUGUUGAGUUUUAUAUUGCUUGUGCGAGUCCCAAGAAAGAGAUUAUGUUGAUAGAUUUGUAUCAGAGGUGUGAAAAAUUGAAUGAUUAUGCUGGGAUGGCGAAUGCGAAGCUUUUGGAAGGUGAUGAUAUGCUUUGUGCGCCUUUUACAAGUCCGUUGGCUCUUAAUUUGGUUCCGUUUAAUUCCUCGGCUGCUGCUGGGGAUAAUACUUUCUGGGAUCCUAUUGAGUUUGAUCUUGGGUUUGAUUAUACUGAUACUGUGAAAGGGCUCUAUGAGUCUGCACUUGAUUUGUUUAAAGCAUCGGGGUCUAAAAGAGGCCAGGCGGCUGUGUUGUUUCGACAAGGGUGCUGUCUGCAUAAUCUGGCUCGGCUCCAACGGACAUCGAAUAAGGUAUAUGUGGAUUUCUUGGUUGAGGCGGAGACGAAGUUUCAAGAUGCAGUUGUGUUGUUUGGGCGCGACGAAGCAAAUGUGCAGUUUGUCAGAGCUCAUCAGAUAUUACUCGCUAUCUCGAAGAGAAAUCCGCAGCGUGUGAAGAAACUCUCAAGAGAAAUUGGAGACUGGUGUGCUACUGCGAAGAACGAAGUUCUAGCACAUGUCAUUGGUCUUCUCAUGGGGCGAUUCGCAUAUCAGGAAUGGCAUAAAUACUCCAAUUUGGAUACAGCGCAGCAGGCAUGGGAAUGCGUUUAUGAAGUUUCAAGGGCAGUGGAUGAUAUGGUUCCUCUGCUUCAAAGCAUAGUGUGUCGUGUAUCACUUCAUCACGAAAUGUUCAAUUCAGCUGCUGCUCGACUAUUAAUCGAAGAGGCAUUUGAUAACAUCGAAGAAGUCCGAGAUUACCUGAGUGAUAAAAUCCUGCCUGCGCCCCAGACACCGCUGGGCCGGGCGGAUUUCCAACUUCUUCAAACAACAAAGUGUCUUUUCCUGUGGACUUUUGGUCGUCUUGUUGGACAAGUUUAUAUGCGCGCAGAAGAGGAUACAGCUCCAUUCUUUAAAUGGCAUGCUCGAUUGAGUGACUGGGUCGAGAAUGAUGAGGAUUUUCGUGAAUGGCGCGGAAUGAUUGAAGAUUAUGAGUCUCCAUCUGCUGGAGAUUACAAGCCUGCGAUAGCGCCCCCGGAACAUAAGAAGGGUAGUCUUUGGAAAAAGGUGAUGGCUGAUGAGGCUGCGCAUAUAAAAUAUGCGGCUGCUGACUCUGGAUUUCGCCGAUUACUGGGUGAAGGAGAUGUACUGGGCGCCGAGGAGAUUUUUCGGCGGUUUGUGAUCGAGAAUUCGAAUGAGGGGAAGGUUUGUACAAGAGAUUUGUACCGGGUAUUGGCUUGCGAUCGUAUCGGAGAUCGAGCUAAAGCGCGGGAGAUAUUUGAUUCAAUCAGUGACGAUGAGUUGUUCGAUGGAAAUCUGGAGGCAUAUCAGCAGGGAAUAGGAGUCAGGUCAUCCCUUCCUACGGUGGGACAGAAUGCUUUAACAUUCGCUCUGUUUGCUGGGGAUUUUGACAGAGCCCGUCGACUGGUUCGAAUGAUCAGUGAUAUGAAUCCGACAUUCUUUGAUUCCGUCAUUGAUAAUUCCAUUGACUACUCCCUCAGAUUGGGACAAUAUGCCGCUAUCAUGAAAGACACAGAGCCAGAGUUAUGUUUCUCUAAACUUCUGAUUGCUCGUCAACUUAUUGAGACUCGCCGGAGACAGACGACGGAUUUGGAUGCUCGGGUCUGGAGUUCCCAUGCUGGGUGGAGUGGUGAAAUAUAUCUGAAUCUUGCGCGUAUAUGUCUACGUGCAGGUAACCUAGGACUGCCACUAGAUCUGUUGGCUAGCAGUGGCGAUGAGCACAUUGCAGGGGCCUCUUGGGUGGACCAUGCAUUGCUAUUUGUCGAAAUGUAUAGAGCGCGGGCUGUUCUGGAAUCUUUGCAGACACAAGCAGCUAAAGCGACAGGGCUUUCUGAAGCCCCGAACGCUACAAAGUUGUCCGAGGCUGUACAUAAACGACGUCUUUUAAGGUCGUUACUGUCUCUGGAGACAUUAACAGCUGACCAGGAGAAAGAAGUAGCACAGUUGCGUGAUGAUAUCAAGGAGUUAGAGGAAGAUGGGACGCUCACAUCUGCCACAACUUUCAUUGAUACCGUGAACUCAUCAAUUGACCCAAAGCUCUUAUACCAGAAUAUCGAUGAAGAUACCGUGGUGAUCGAAACAACCUUUGGAAUUCGCGGAAUGAUCGCAUUUGCGGCCACCAGGGACGGCAUUCAGGAAACUCAUCAAUCAUCGUUUUGUCAAGUCGAUAUGAAAAGACCUGUUAUGAGGGCCUUGCAGAUUAUGCGAAAAUUGACUGGAUAUAUCAGCGACGAAGAAGAGAAACAGAAAAAGUUGCUCAAUGAGCUAUGCAGCGAAAUCUCCGAGGUCCUACUGGUACCCUUCGCGGAGAUUAUCAGAACAAAGUUGCAUAUCAUUUUCUCGGUGUCGGAUCCAUUGACUGCGUUCCCAUUCUCUAUUCUUCCAUUUGAUGGCAAGCCCCUGAUUAUGCAAGCCGUUGUUUCUCAAGUACCAAGUCUGACUGUCCUCUACUACCUUUCUCAACGCAAGUCGACAUCAGCGUCUCCGACGGUAUCUGUGUUGGCCAAGUCUCCAACAGAAGAGCCAUCUGGCAAUACUCGAGGUGGCAACGAGGUGAAUCUCCACAUGGCAGGAAUCGAAGCUGUCAACAUUGCUCGCAUGUUCGCAACAUGGCCCAUUGAAGCAUCUCAGAUGACGCGCAAAGACUUCCAACAACACGUCGAGGGGGGUUCAUUGAUCAUGCACAUCGGCACGCACGGUGACAUCAACAAUCAGAAUCCCCUCCUAUCAUCGAUUUCAAUUGGUCACGGGCAAGAAUUCCGUGUUGUCGACAUGUCAGCUAUAAAAAGCAAUGUGAAUCUCUUAGUAUUCGCAGCUUGUUUGAGUGGAUUUGGAAAAGCAACGAUUGGUAGUGAGGUUCUUGGCUUUUCGCACGUUGUCUUAAGUACAGGGUGUCAGGCGUAUAUCGGAUCGCUUUGGAAAGUGAGUGAUUUUGGGUCGAUGUUGAUUAUGACUCUAUUUUAUCAGUAUUUGAAGGCAAAUCCGCAUAGACCGGUUGCGGAGGCUAUGAGAGCAGCGCAGAUGGGUCUUUUGCAGUUGGAUAUGGAUAAGGCGGGUGUUCUUCUUGAUCAAUUAGCGGAGAACUGGUCAGUGGAUGUUAGUACGGGUCAAAGCCCUGCAGAGUUUGUGCCUGAUGCGGAGUUUCUUCUGUGGGCUUUGAAGAUGAUUUUGGAGCAGUUGGACUGGUCCAGUCCGUUUUACUGGGCCCCGUUUACGUUGGUGGGGUAUGGUGGAUUUCGAUUUCUGCAUGAGAUGGAUGUUUAA
Molecule: messenger RNA, 4020 nt
Organism: Penicillium angulare
Lineage: Eukaryota; Fungi; Ascomycota; Eurotiomycetes; Eurotiales; Aspergillaceae
Product: CHAT domain-containing protein
Exons: 1
Coding region: 1-4020 (1339 amino acids)
Source: RefSeq, a predicted model, not a curated record